This is a messenger RNA of Fusarium graminearum PH-1, 1812 nucleotides long. RefSeq lists its product as uncharacterized. The coding region runs from base 1 to 1812 and encodes 603 amino acids. The record is from RefSeq and is a predicted model, not a curated record. The transcript has 12 exons. Lineage: Eukaryota; Fungi; Ascomycota; Sordariomycetes; Hypocreales; Nectriaceae.
AUGCCGGUUGUGGAAUUCGACGAUAGUCUGCAUGCUGCAGAGAACACCACUCGAGAGGCGUUGUUUGAGGCUUUACACCAAGACGAAGACGACUUUAUGAUGAAGCAUUUGAGCGCCAUAUCGGUUAUUGCUUUGCCUGGCUUGGCCAUUGCAAGAGAUGUUUCUUAUGUGACUGAUCUCGCGGUAUUUGAGGCACUGGCUCCCUGUGUUUCCAGUGCGAUCUCAUACAAUAUUGCCAGACAUACUCGCUCGUCAAUAUGCGAUGACUCGAAAACAGGGUUACAAGAAUGUAUAUGCUCGACUCGUAUGCAUCAAGUUACCUCCGCCAUCUCGAACGAUAUCAAGCAUGGUUGUGGCUCCAGUGCGACAGAAGACAUUUAUAGCGCGUCCAAGGUGAUGCAAAAGUACUGCAAUCAGGACAAACACAUUACAUUUUCCUCGCCGACAACAAAUAUCGUCGAUGCAUACAUUACAGAUCUACCCGAACUGGCAUACAUGCCCCCUUGUGCGCAAAGCGCAUUGUCUUAUGCUGUAAUGGGAGUGGGAUCGGAGAGAUGUCCCGAGGAUGCCAAGUUGAACGCUCCUUGUGUGUGCAAUAAAAAGGAUGUUGUUCGGGAUAUCAAUUUGACUUUGAAGAGCGCAGCCAAGCGCUCCUGUUCGAACGACGCAGACGUCACUUCAGCGGAGAACUUUUAUAGCCAUUUCUGUCUCAUGAAUGAGGGCAAGACAUCGUUUCCAUCACCAAAAAGCCAUCCAGGCGAUAUGUCAUAUUACAUCACCGCUCUCCCACAGUUUAAGUCUCUGGACGAAUGCGCCCGAAAGGGUCUUUCCACUGUUGUCAUGAAUCAAAGUUCAUGGCUGUGCCGUGGCGGGCCUCAAGAGCUGGCUUCUAGCCUGACUGAGAGAGUCAAAGAUUACUGUGAUGAUACACGCACUGGCAAUGCCACCGCUGCUGUCAACGCCUUUCGGUACUACUGCAGCGCUGCUAAAGAUCUAGUCACUGCAACUGUGACUGAGUCCAUUUCUCAGUCUCAUUCUACAGCCAGUUCUAGUACCCAUUCAGCUACAGCGAUAUCCAGGACGACUAGCUCAGUCGGAGCAACUGCAACUUCGACCACUGUCGCGAAUAUUGCAAAGGGGUCAGGCUCCGGUGACGAAGACGAAAAGCAAGACAACUCGAAUAACAACGUCGUACCAAUUGUCGGAGGAGUUGUCGGAGCCGCCGUAUUUACAGCUCUUGGUCUAGCUUUAUUCUUUUUUAUCAGACGAGAGCGCCGACGAAAGACUCGCGGCGAGCGACUUUUGGAUGGCCCUCCUGAAUAUUCUAGACAUAUGGGCAACAGCGUCUCCAUCCAAGGUUACAAACCAGCCCCAUCUGUUUCACAAUUGCCAACAGCUAUGUUAUCAAAGUCCAGAUUUGGUGGGGGAAGAGAUUUCCCGGGCUUGACUUCUGACCAUGCGCCAACAGCUGAGCUCCAGGCUCAUCUUGCAAGGAUGAAUCCACCUCCGACAUAUUCGCGGCAGCCUGGAACCCAGUCAGGGGUUUUAGAGUCGUACGAAAUGAGUCCGAGUUUUCAGAUAUCAAAAAUCGGGGAUUCGCUGGUCGUCACCGACCCAACUACUAAUCCGCCCCUUACCAGCUUGACUAAGGGAGAGCGGACGGGAUCCCGUAUUUUCUGUGAACCUCGAACUACCCUAAUAUACACUGCUUUUCUGUGGGAAGGAUUGUUACUUGAGGCUCCGGAAUCCCUGGUGGUGAUGCUCAGAUUAGCUAUCCUUCCGGAGGAUUCUGAGCUGAGGGAUCAUGGCUGA